UGUGUAUGGGCGGGUUGUUAAUAUACACGUGUGCUGACCUAUUCUAUAAGUAUACCCAGCAUACAACCAUGGCCAACAUCAAGGUAGAGCUCGUCGACGAGAUACCCUUCCCUGCCAUCACUUUUUGUAAUCUGUCACCGUUAAAGAGAUCUGCUCUCAACCCAGACGCCAUCAUGGAUCACUACCUGCUAUCAAUAAGUAGAAUGACACAUUUCGUACCUCCAGUCAACUACGAUCAUCCAGCAUAUAGUGACCUGUCUCGCCCCCUACCGGACGGCUGGCUAAAUAAUGUCUCGUUCUCUGUCAUGGAUUUGUUUUUUGCAUGCGUUAACACGGAAAAUAUACAGAUGAAUUGCAGUGAAGUUCUCAUCCCAACACUUACGGACAUCGGCUUGUGUUUCACCUUCAAUAGUGAACAGCAAAUGGGGACUGAUGAUCUACUUGUGACGAGUAUAAUCGGCAGUGUAAAGUCCCUGGCGUUUUACAUCAAUGUUAACCAGAAUGAGUACGUUUACAGUGAUAAUUUGGCAGCUGGAAUGAAGAUAAUUGUCCAUGACCCUCGGGAAGCACCAGACACGAAUCGAGGUUUCUUCGCCUCCCCAGGCUUCUCGGUGUACGCCUCUCUCUUCCUUACCAAGUACAAGUAUUUACCGUAUCCAUACCCAUCGGCUGGAGGUGGCUAUUGUCUGGACACUACAGCAGCAGGUUUCCGGAAUCCACUGAGUUACCACGAUAAGUACAGUUACUAUGCCUGUAUACGGGAGUGUAAAUAUCGAUACCUGGUCAAGCUGUGUGGAUGUCAGGCUCCCACGGACACUGGACCAGCACGGACUUGCACAUUUCGGGAAUAUGCCGAAUGUUACCGUAAUAACAGUCGAGGUGAAUACCUUCAUAAUAUAACAUUCCAACAGACAUGCUUGUGUGAUUCUCCAUGUGAGUUUAAUGUGUACGGUGCGUCAGCGACUUCAGCGUACUUUCCCUCCAAAAUCAACGAGUUAUUCCUGAUGAAUGCAGGUUAUACGAAUUUGAGGACGGAUUACAUGGAGGUAAGGUUCUUCUUCGACACUCUAAGCUACCUGAACGUGGAAUACUUACCUGAGUACAGCAUCGAAAAAAUCAUAGCGACUCUUGGAGGCCAGAUGGGGAUAUUCCUGGGCGCAAGUUUACUGACACUAUCGGAGCUGGUGGAGUUUUUGUUGAUGGCUGGUCUUGUAGCGUGCAGGAGAAUCAUGAAAAGACGGCAACAUUGACGCAUUUAUCGUUCUUCUAGCAUGCAAGAGUCAUGAAACAACGUUGGAUGUUUCCUAUUAAUAAUUGAAAUUGAAGGAAUUUGUAAGGUGUAUAUAUUACCUGUAUUGAUAAGCUGUUUGAUAUAAACAGCUUCGUAUGAAAACAGAAACAAGUUUAUUUUCGAGUGUCAGAAUUUGUUCCCAUGGGUAUGCCUACAGUAUGCUAGAAGAUCUGGUAACCAAACUUAACGAAGAUGGUGUCGAUCAAGGGUUCAAUCAUUCUUACGAUAGCAUCUUCACUCUCUUUUCUAUGAACCCAAGUCUUAUGUUUUACGAAAUGCUUACCAGUGUAGUUCACAAUUCUUUGUACUUAUAUUGCCGUUCCUUUUUUGGAAAAGAGAAAGCUGUCAUUACAAGAGAACGAAGAUGGCCCUUCAGUUUGGAAUGGAGAAUGGUAGUGUAAAAAGUAGAAAAAUCAAACGUUUUGAUGGAAGAAACCAUUUAGAGAUGUUCAACACCCGUUUUCCAUAAAAUCCACUUUUGGAGUAACCAGUAUCCCAAUAGGCCUGUAGCCCCGAUUUAGUUGUUUUAGGAUUAUGGUAUUUAAGAGGCUUAGUUGGACUCGAGCUAGCAAUAAAAUGUCGUUUGUGAAAAUUCUUAUGCAGUUUAGGAAUCCAAUGUUUCCUCCCACUAUCGAGGAUUUGCAAAAUUUUUCGAUAUUGAAUAAUGAUUUGACAUUAUUUCGUCAAGCUCAGUGUAGGCAGUAUUACCCUGGUUAUAAAGUAAUCGUGGUUCUUUUUGUAAGUAGGGACUGUGAUAAUGUUCACCGACGACGAUCAACUUUGAUCUAAGGCAGAUGCCUUAUCUGCAGACACAGCCACAAACCUGUCAUAAUAACAAUAUUACAGUGUUGUUUUGACAUCGGGGUCAAGAAAUACAAAGAGACUUGGAUUUUAAACUACUUAUUCUUUUAAGAAUUAUGGACCUAGUGUUUUUUUUUUAUUCCACUCCAAUAGUAACUACAUAUUUUCAAGCUGCAUAAUUAAACACCCAUGCACACAAUUUCCAAGCUCUACAAGUAUAACAAUUGCAAAAUAUUAAGUUCAUAUUUGACGAAAGUUGGAAUACUAGCAGAUAUUUUUGCCUAACAUAACCAGAUGGUUGGCUAUUCAAAUCACGCUGCGUCCUUGGGCCGUCCGUUCGAAAAACAAUCCUUAUUAUCGCUUUUUCUUGAAAAGUACACUUAAUAUGUAAGUUCGACUUGGUCCCUUGUUGUGCGAAUCAAAUUUUGUUUUUUGUCAGGUGGCCAUCUUAAAUUCUGAGAAUUGAAGUUUGUUAUUAUUUGCUAUUUCUGAAGAAGUACUGGAGGGAUGUUCCUCAAACUUCACAGGUAGGUUCCACUUGUUUAUGUUAUCACAUUAUUAUGAGAAGGAAAGAAGGGGAAAUAAAGAGAAUAUCGGUCUGAUAUAG
This is a messenger RNA of Pecten maximus, 2699 nucleotides long. RefSeq names its product acid-sensing ion channel 4-A-like. The record is from RefSeq and is a predicted model, not a curated record. Bases 6 to 1250 code for a protein of 414 amino acids. Gene Ontology annotation, molecular function: sodium channel activity. Gene Ontology annotation, biological process: sodium ion transport. NCBI's taxonomy places the organism in Eukaryota, Metazoa, Mollusca, Bivalvia, Pectinida, Pectinidae. The transcript has 7 exons. Gene Ontology annotation, cellular component: membrane.